AUGUCUCUUACUCUGAAUGAUAUUGAUUUGCCAUUGGUUGUUGAAGAAAAGCUUCGUCGAGUUUAUGGUGCAAAGUAUUCUCUAAAAAAUGUCUUGGAAUUGGAUCCCGACGAGUUGAUUCGUACAACUCGACUGAAAAAUCAAGAUAUUGAUCUCGCAUUACAAUGUAUUUCAAAUACAUUUUAUCCUUUUACGAGACGACAAAUGUCUGUUUGGCAAAUGACAGAAAAGGAACGUGAUUUGAUAACAACAUUUUCCACAGGUUGUCCAAUAAUUGAUGACACUCUCGGUGGUGGAAUUCGUCUUGGUCAAAUAACUGAAUUGUACGGUGAAAGUGGAUGUGGAAAAACUCAAUUAUGUAUUCAAAUGUCAUUGGAAGUUCAACGAACAUUUCGAGCUCGAGGACAAGAAGCUAAGGUAGUUUAUAUCAAUACAGAAUCUCAUAUUGAAAAAAUUGAUAAACGAUUAAAACAUAUUUCUUACUACCGUGCAAAAGCUGACAAGCCAUUUAAUAUAGCUGAUGCUCGAUGCUUACAACAGCAUUUUUUUGAUAAUAUUUAUAUUGAUAUUAUUCGGCAUUAUCGUCAUUUAGAAAUGACACUUGUUGAGCGACUUCCUCUUUUACUUAACCGUGAACCAAGCAUUCGAUUAAUUAUCAUUGAUUCAUUGGCUGCUCUUUUUCGUUCUGAAGAUAUUUUAUUUGAACAUCACACGAAAGCAAAUACUCUACAAUAUUUGGGGUUCGCUAUGCAUACACUUUGUCAUCGAUAUAAUCUUGCAAUUGUGUGCGUCAAUCAGGUGCAAACUCAAUUUAGUCAAAUCUAUGAUGGUUCUUUAGUAUCUCAGUCGAUGACACUAGCUCCAGCAUUAGGUCUUACUUGGGCAUUUAUUGUUCAUUGCCGAAUAAAAUUGAGUAAAACUGAAAAUAUUGAAGAACAUCAUCCAGAUUCUCAACAAUCCCAAAUUGUUUUUGAUGAACAUAAAGCAACAACAAGGAUUAAAACAAAUUUGGUCCAUUUACGUUCAUUAUCAGUUGAUUAUUGUUAUCAUAUUCCUAAAUUGAAUCGAUGCAAUUAUUUUAUUGUCGAUAAAGGUGUAUUUGGUAGUCGAAAUUGA
Rotaria socialis is the source of this 1116-nucleotide messenger RNA. Lineage: Eukaryota; Metazoa; Rotifera; Eurotatoria; Philodinida; Philodinidae. The record is from the annotation of a GenBank genome assembly.